Molecule: messenger RNA, 3031 nt
Organism: Hydractinia symbiolongicarpus
Lineage: Eukaryota; Metazoa; Cnidaria; Hydrozoa; Anthoathecata; Hydractiniidae
Exons: 13
Coding region: 678-2777 (699 amino acids)
Source: RefSeq, a predicted model, not a curated record
UCAGUGCUAUAAAGGAAUAUCCUAAAUUCUUAGAGAUAUACUGUCUAUGCCAUUAUUAUGCAGAAAAAAUUAUACUUGUAAUAAGUUUUUCUUAAUAAUUUGUCGUGUUUGUUAGAUUCGGUCUACAAUAUUUCUACUUGUCAUUCUCUCUUUUUUUUUUUUUUUGAGAGAGAGAUUCGUUUGAUAUGUUCAAAAAGUGACAGACUAUAUAACGUUUUCGUUAAGUUAAAUUUUCACAAGGCGAAAAUAAAGUCAAGCAACUUUACCAUUGCGUGCGUUAGGCGCUAAAUAGCGUUAAUUGACUCAAGUUUUAGAAACAGUGUGAUUGUUGAAAAUUUUAAGCCGCCUUGUUGUUAUUUCUUAAAAGGUUCCAACCAUAGUUGUGAAUUUUUCUAAAAACAAUUUACUUUUUGAUUUUAUUAAUGUCUCUAAUGGAAAUACUUAAAUGGUAUCGAACCAAAGUAUCAAUGUUUUUUAAUUAUUUAUACAUUGUUCUAAUAUGAACUUUGCUUUCAGGUUUACGAUUUUAAAGUGGGUAUCAAAGCAACGUACAUAGAAUUAAUUUAAGUUGAAUAACUAAAUGCUGAAUCGGAUGAAAGGACAAAUUCAUUUUUCAAUAGAUAUGCAAAAACAAAUUUUUUCACUAUCACUUCCUUCGGGACAUUGGGAAGGUAAACAUGGUGUUGUUUCAAAGGUGUUUUAGUGUUGUUAUUUUGAUGCUACAUCUGGCUAGGAAAGUGAAAGCAUACCCACAAUGUGUGGAGGAAGAUGGACUUCCCAUUGCAGAAGCAUUUUCCUCGACAGGUCGAUAUAGUAUGGUUGACUGCGUUAAAACUUGCUACCGUUACCAAAUGGAAAACAAGAGAAACUUUUACAAUGGAGUUUCUUUUUAUCCAAACAAGUGUAGAUGCUUGGUAAACAUGACAGAUAUCAUACCCAUAAGUCCAAAUGGAACAAAAACAUGCUUUUUUGGACCCCAUGUUGAAGAAUUAUCACUAACUCUUCUUGAAAUGCCUGAAGAGCACCGUAUUGAAGCAAGGGAAUCAUUCGAACACUUAUUCAGCAUGUCAUACACCAAUCUCUUUGGCACGGCAUAUACGUGGUUAUACGCUGGAUCCCUGUCUGUUAGAGAAAAGCACCCGAUGAAUAUAGAUACAUUAAGCCAUUCAGUGAAAAAGGCAAAUCUUCCUCAUCAAUCUGGCCGUCUUGGUACACAUUUGGAUGACUUUGGCAUAAAAUACCGGUUACAUGGAUCAAAAGGAUACGUAUAUUUAUUAGACAAAGGAAAUCUUACUGAAAAUCAGCAUUACUACAGAACGACUUUUAAGAUGGGAGACUCUUCGGGAAGCACUGACAUACUGUUUAUAGCGUUUGUUGUAAACCACAACCAAGAAUAUGGAAUAUACAUUCGACAUACCUUUAUACAUCAAAUGGAGCGAAAUGACCAGUCCCGUGCUUCACUGAAAAAACUUCCUUCGUAUUAUUUUAGUGAUGAUAAAGCAUUAUCUGGACAUAUAAAAAGAAUUGGACCAUUCGCUAUCAUUAACUAUGGAAAUUCAACAGCAACAAAUUACACACUUGAUUUUUUUUUACCACCCCUUGCGAAUUUGGAGAAUUUGCCCGAACCAUCAUAUGCUCAAAAUUGUGGAAAAGUGAAUGCUCUGGCCGAAGAUAUAAAGGAAAAUAAUGUAAUACGAUUUAAGCUUCAGUUUGUUGAUCCUGCUAUGGUUUAUUGUCAAUUCUAUUUACGAUGGUAUGUUGGUGCGGAAGAACUCAGAACCACUCGCAAAGAUAUGGAUUACUACGUUCAUGGUCUUCUCACAUACUGCCCGUAUCGAGAAUGCAAUUCCGUCAAUAAACCUUACCAAAUGGAAGAAUUCAAAUGGGGAUUUACUUUAUUGGGAAGAAACAAGUUAGAUGAAUACAAACAGUUUCGCAUCAAGAAUGUGAACAGUGGAAGAUGCUGGAAUGUACGUGACGACAAUGACCAUGUGAGAACUAAUACCAAGUGCCAAACUGAAUUCGAAUAUACGAAUAAUAAAUAUGUAAUGGAUACAAACAGUGGUAAAAGCCUGUAUCACUACACUGCUAUUUGGAAUGCAAGAUAUAAUUUCCAAGCACAUGUGUAUCGUGGCAUGCGAUUAUACUAUAACAGAGACAAUCACAUCAGUCAGUUCUCAUCCAUCCGUUAUCUCUAUUGCGCAAUGGAAAAUGAAACUAUAAUUUUCCGAACCAACAUACGCAUACGCAUAACAGCGAAGUGUCCACCAUGGCGCGGAGUUAAGCCAACUGCUGUAAAAAUUUUGGAAGUUUGGGAUGAUUAUAACCUUGACAUGAGAUCCGUACUCAAAACAACAACUCCACUUGGUGAAACUAUUUUUGUUUGCAACCCAGGAGGCGACAAAGGAAAUACAUUCAACUGCUUCUAUUCAAACAAUAAGGGAAUAUCUUGGACAGCGCUGGAUGCCUUAAUCACUAACAUUCGCGGUUACUCCACAAGUUCUGAAUCUAUUUAUGGCACGAUGAAUCGUGGCAAACAAUAUUUCCUGUUGAAUCUAACAGGUGGUUUGCUUGGACAUGUCAAACCUCUCAAUAAUGUUGAUUACAAUGGUAUGUCUACACAGGAAACCAAUAUUCACACGCAGUCUUUCAACAAUGUUGAUCUGCCAACCGUUCCAAUGGAAACUUUGUUUGGGUCAGACGUUCAAGUAUCAUCACAUGGAAUUUACUUUAUGGUAAAUGGUAUUCUGAAGAAAAUAUUCGUGUGGGGAUAUUAAAAAUAAAGCAUAUUGGGAGAGCUUGAACAGUGUGACAAUCAUAUUUGUGUGUGUAUGAGAAACCAAAAGGUACAAUUGCAAAAAAAACUUCGCUCGUACUGCGAUGCUUCAAGCACUUUUGAGUCAUACUAAUUUAUUAUGUUAAUAUGUAAAAAAUUAUUGCAAAGUUGAGAUUACAAUAUGGCAAAUAUAUUUCCAGUUCUGAUACAUUUGUCUGGGUAUUUUCUUAGCCUAAGACUCCACGUGCCCAGGAA